CACUAUUUCGCUAUUUACUACCCCCAUCGUUUGGAAGCUAGACACACAUCCCGAUGUGCAUGAGAGGCGUCUGGCAAGUCCCGUUGUACGCCCUCGUUGUGACUCUGUUGAUGCAGCGCAUUAACCAGGGGCAACGACAUAACCACAACCACAACAUGCAGGAGUGAAAACACAAACGGAAACCACAAGACGCCUUCUUUUUGGUGGAGGGCCAUGAAGAGGUACUUACAACUGGUACACAACCCGAGGCACACAGGCGCAUGAAUAAAAGGUACCUAUGGUCAGGGAUUGGACGAGGGCAUGGCCCCCUCCCCUGGUCUCACCUUCCGCCAAGUCCAUCUUCUCAAGUUCCAUUUGGACGAUCGCGCCGGCGAUAAACCCACCCCACAAAACCCACUCUUGGAACCUACCACGCCUCGAGCACGCCUGCCAGUCACACCCUCCUUCUCGAACCCAUCUGUGCCAUUCUCUCUCAUUUUACUGUGUAUGCCCAGGAGACCCCCUUCUCACUUUUCCAUCUCUUGUCAUCCAAUUUUCCUCCCUCCACUCCCUUCCCCAACUCCUGGGUUCCGUCAUCUUUUUUUCAUCCACAAAAGGCCCCAUCCCUCGUGCCAGUCGCAACUUGACUGUCACCUGGCUGUCAACAAUCUUGGCCUUUUUUUCUUCGCCCUCCUUCUUUUCGACCGUCACUCAUCCAUCAUUCCUUCCUUGUCAGUGUUGAUCGUUGACCGAACACGCCUACUUUCACUACGCGCCUUCGAAAGGAUCCCUUCUUUCCAAAUCUUACCCCGGAGGCUCAACCGUCAAACCGAACUCGGCAAUAGAAACACUCACCAAACCCCAACCCGGUCACCCUUCUUCAACUCAUCAGUCCCACGCUGGCGACCCAGGGACAGGACGUCACUAUCAUUAGACCUUCACUCGACACGCCCUUACGACACUCAUAUACCCGCGCUGGACUCGGGCAACCUUGGGGUCGUAUAUCAAACAUUCAUUCGUCAAGAGCCAUAUCGACCAUCUAGACAUCUACCUAUGCUUUAGGACCGUUACACCAAAAAGACGCUCUCAGGUGUCAGUCACUUGUAUCACAACAUCAACAACAACUUCCGGAAACGAACAAAAAGAAAGGAUA
Molecule: messenger RNA, 1132 nt
Organism: Neurospora tetraspora
Lineage: Eukaryota; Fungi; Ascomycota; Sordariomycetes; Sordariales; Sordariaceae
Exons: 1
Coding region: 301-1041 (246 amino acids)
Source: RefSeq, a predicted model, not a curated record